Molecule: messenger RNA, 2758 nt
Organism: Drosophila bipectinata
Lineage: Eukaryota; Metazoa; Arthropoda; Insecta; Diptera; Drosophilidae
Product: cell division cycle 7-related protein kinase
Biological process (GO): protein phosphorylation; mitotic DNA damage checkpoint signaling
Cellular component (GO): nucleus
Molecular function (GO): ATP binding; protein serine/threonine kinase activity
Source: RefSeq, a predicted model, not a curated record
GUCACAACAAUAGUUGAUUCUCUUGUCAAAAUUCUACCAUAGAAAAUCGAAAUCCACAUAGUUUUCUUAGAACCCGAUUCCCCAUUUAGUACCUCGUCAUUUUUCUAGCACCAAAUUCCAACACAACCCCGUGAAUACAUCCGAAAUUAUUGUGUUUUCGCGGUUUCGCGAGUGUCAGGUUAAGAGCGCUCCACCUUUCAGGUAAACAGGACAAAAGAGCUGAUCUCAAGGGCCACUGACUUAAAGACCAAGGAAACGAUCGUAGGGAGAAACCAAAUUCGAGCACCGUUGUUGAAUCCUUGAGCUGUAAAUGGGUCGCACAAAUGUUUACUAAAAUUCUCAUUGAUAAAAUGGACAAGAAGGCCUCGCAGCGACAGCAACACCCCCAGCCGACUAUGUCCAAAUCCAUGUACUAUCCUAUGAGAGUUACGCCCCACCAUGAGAAAUCCGCCACGGGAGGCAUGGGUGUUGGAGCUUCCAACGCAUCCAGGCCGGCUUCCGGAACGAGAAUUUCCGCCACCACGCCGACAACGACGUCGAAUACCUCGCACAAAGACCGCUCCACCCGCCAGCUAACCAGGAAGACAACCAAUCCACCGCCAGGCGAACGGGAGGAGGUGAUGAUGAACAGGUACUUUAACAGCAAAAGCUCCAUGAUGAACUCGAGCCUUCACGCCUCCGUUCCGAGUCGCCACCAGCAGCAGCAGCAACAGCAGCUCUCCAGGACGACUGUGGAUCUCUCCGAGAAACUGGCCAAAAUCAACCGGCGGGCGGCCAUCAAGGAGCUUUCGGCUCUGCAGCAAAAGAACAUGCAGUCCAAUGACAAGAACGAGGAGGCCCUCAAGGACCUUCAGGAGAGCAUUCCGGAGAUAAGCAAGAUCUUUGAUGUGCACUGCCGCAUCGGAAGCGGCACGUUCAGCACUGUGCUGAUGGGCACCCUGCAGCGCGAAAGGAACUUAGGGGAGACCCAGAGGCGGCGGUUCGCCAUCAAGCACCACAACCCCACCAACCACCCGGAGCGCAUCCUGCGGGAGCUCGAGUGCAUGUUCCGCAUCGGCGGGGUGGACAAUGUGAUCGGCAUCAACUGUUGCAUCCGGUACAACGACAACGUGGCCUUCGUCAUGCCCUACAUGACCCACGACCGGUUCCACGACAUAUACCGGCAGCUCAGCCUGCAGGAGGUGCGCGACUACCUGCGGAACCUGCUGAUAGCCCUGCGGCAUGUCCACAAGUUCAAUGUGAUCCACAGGGACGUGAAGCCAAGCAACAUCUUGUUCAACCGACGGACGGGCAAGUUCCUGCUGUGCGACUUCGGCCUGGCCCAGAGGUUAGCGGAGGACGGCUCCGUGGUGCCGUCGAACGAGCUCAACUCUCACGCCGUGUCGGCCCUGAUGAAGGACAUGGAGAAGAGCAGGAGCGCCGGAGCCUUGCAGGAUGGUAACUCGGCCCAGGCUGAAGCGGAGGACUACAUGGCGAAUCGCCGGGUGCGGGCCCAGGGCGGCGGCGUCAGCUCGGCUGCGGUGGAUCCGAUGGCGAACUUGCAGAAGCUGCGGGAACAAAUCAGCGCCCACCUCUCUAAGAAGGAUAUUGCCGCCCAGAAGGCGGACACGGCGCGCCUGGUGAACCGCCUGCGCCUGACCAGCCCGAAUGUGGACCCCAACGGCUACGUGCUCCCCACGAACAACACCAAGAAGGAUAUGCACGCCUCGCGAGCCGGCACUCCAGGCUAUCGGCCGCCCGAGGUACUGUUGCGGCAUCCCCACCAAACCACGGCGGUGGAUAUCUGGGCUGCCGGGGUGAUAAUGCUAUCGAUGCUCUCGGCCCUGCAUCCGUUUUUCAAGGCUCCCAACGACUGCGCAGCUCUCUCCGAGAUCAUUAACCUGUUUGGAGACAUCACGGUGCGAAAGACGGCCUUCAUGCUGGACCGGCUGAUCAUGCUCAGCCAGAAAGUGUCUGCCCUGGACCUGCGGCGGGUGUGCAUGCGCUUCCGAUACGCGGACUUCUUUCUGGCGCCCGAGCUGCACAGGCGCCAUCGGCGCGCCGACGGCAGCACCGAGCUGUGCCGAAAUUGCGAGCAGCCGACCUUCAACUGUCUGUGCCGGCACAGCGGCCACCACCUGGAAAUGUACGACGGACUGGACAUCUUCCCCGCCAACGCCUAUGACCUGCUCGCCCGUCUGUUGGAGGUCGAUCCCCAGAAGCGGAUCUCCGCCGAGGAGGCGCUGAAGCACCCGUUCUUCAGCGACCACCACAGGAUAACGUCGGGCAUGCCGGUGAUCAGCCCACACAUCCAGCAGCACCAGCACCAGCUGAAGGCUAGGGAGACGUUGCCGUCAGGGACAAGUCCGGGGCGCACACUUCAGCCGUACGUGUCCUUCCCCUCAGAUCUGACCGCCGCGUCAGCCACUGUGGUGACCUCUGCAACCAUGGCAGGAGAAGCAUCUGUGACAGGAGAACCCGGAUUAGCAGAAACUCUGGUGGUCGCUUCUUCCACCCCGACUGCGGCAAAUGUUUGAUUUUGCACUGCGCCCAUAUUUGUUGUGUGUAUGGUGUUACGUUGGCUUUCCUUACAUUUUGGACUUGAAAGCGAAAGAGCUGGAGCGGGGAGGUGGGAGGGUGGCGGGUAACGUUGUUGUUAUUGACCCCGCCUGUUGGGCCCCUUCGGCCUUUUCGGGCUUCAAGGACGAAGCAGUUAUUCCUCAGCCCCUUGUGAACGACGAAAUUUUUAUUGUGAAAAAAUAUAACAAAAAAAAGAUAA